GCCGCCCGCCCGUGCCGCUUGUCCCGCGACAUCCGCAAACAAACAUACCACUACGUGAUAACGGACUGUACUAGUAUUACCGCAUACGUAUUUGCGUUUUUUUUGUCGGUCGCAAUCAGACAGUGAUAAUUUUUUUUAUAAAGAAAUAUAUUUUUUUAUUUUGAGAAAAUGCUUAUUUUUGCUUUUGCUGUUUUCUUAUGAGACACUAAUAAGUUUUUAAUAAGCCGCGCUUCAAAAAUAUUUACUAUUACAAUUAAUUAGUGUUUUUUUUAAGUUUGAUUUCUCCGUAUUCUACAAACAAUGCAUCUGUGUCGGGAACAAUGUACAUUACUGCAAUAGUGCGAUGGAUACAGCGAUCCGGUUAGACAGUCUACCGUCCGCUUGAGUUUGAUGGAUGUGGAGGGCUCCGAGGUGUGGCGCGCAGCCAGGAUGCUGGCGGAGGAGAGCAAGUCGCGAGCCACGGACUUCUCCAUCGCCGCCAUCAUGGCUCGCGGCGCCGCCGAGCCGCGCAGCCCCGGCGCGCGCUCCGAGCCGCACCAAGGCUCAAUAUCCCGGCAGAGCUCCCCAGCGUCCCUCAGCUCGGCGUCCAGCUGCCGGUCGCCGCCGCCGGAGGAGGACGUGGAGGUAGACGUGGAGCAGUGCUCCGACGGCGAGGGGGACGCCUCGGACCGCGCCGCCGCCUCGCCAGCGCCUUCCUCAGAGCUGGAGCGCGAGACCCCGUCCCCCGCGCGGCCGCCGCCCCCCGCCACCUCCUGCAACUGCGAGGAGCUGCUGGCCGUGGACUGCCAGCUCGAGACCAAGGAGCUGUGGGACAAGUUCCACGACCUGGGCACCGAGAUGAUCAUCACCAAGACUGGCAGGCGGAUGUUCCCGACGGUGCGCGUGUCGUUCGUGGGGCUGGCGGGCGGCGCGCGCUACGCCGUGCUGCUGGACGUGGUGCCGGUGGACGGCAAGCGCUACCGGUACGCGUACCACCGCUCCUCGUGGCUCGUGGCCGGCAAGGCGGACCCGCCCGCCCCCGCGCGCCUCUACCCGCACCCCGACUCGCCCUUCUCCGCCGACCAGCUGCGCAAGCAGGUCGUCUCCUUCGAGAAGGUCAAGCUCACCAACAACGAGAUGGACAAAAACGGACAGAUCGUGCUGAACUCGAUGCACCGGUACCAGCCGCGGAUCCACCUGGUGAAGGUCCGGGAAGGCUCCGGGCCCAUCACCGACCUGGCGCAGGAGCAGCAUCGGACUUUCGUGUUCCCGGAGACGGUGUUCACCGCCGUCACCGCCUACCAGAACCAACUCAUCACCAAGCUGAAGAUCGACUCCAAUCCCUUCGCGAAGGGCUUUCGGGAUUCCUCGCGGCUAACUGACUUUGAUAGAGAUCCGAUGGAGCUGAUGCUGAUGGAGCAGCAGCUGCUGCGGUCCCCGCUGCGGCUGUACGCGGGGGGCGGGGGCGGGGGCGGCGAGGAGGAGGCGGAGAAGCGCGCUGCGUGGGCGCGCUCGGCCCCCGCGCUGCAGCUGCUGGCGCUGGGCGGGCGCGCGUGGCCCUCCUGGCCGCAGCCCCUGGCCCUGCCGCCCGAGCUCUGGCUGCAGAAACCCUCGGCCCCGCUGCGCUACUGCCCGUACCCACCCCCCGCGCACCCCGCCGCGCCCCCGCAGCGCCCCGACCACGCGCCCUCGCCACGGCAUCCACACUGAACUGAUGCUGCAGUACUUCUCUACCACAAUUUGAUGCAAUUAAAAGCAGCUGUGAGCUAAAGUGCUGUGACUUUGUGCGUGUACAGGAGACCGCACGGACUACUCAUUAUGAAUUUACAGUUUACAUACAGUAAAAAUUAUAUACAAGUACGAGCUACUUACUUAUCCCAGCCAUAGUGACUUUAACUUGUAGUUUCAAAGGCAAGGGUGAUUCUUAAAAGUAAUUUAGUAUUCAUGGUUCCUAACCGAAAUAAAUAAAAAUACUAUCGAUAAUAAGAUGAUAAAAUUAUAAGUAUCAUGCACUGUAAAAUAUAGAAUGUAUAAUGUAAUAAUUUUAAUGUAAGUAAUAUUUUAAUCCAAGGGCAAGAUUAUGAUUCAAAAAUAAUUCACCAAAGAAUUUGUACGUAGAAUUUUAUGUGCUUUCAAGUACAUAGUAAAGAGUUAUAUGGAUUUUGGGCAACUAUCUUCGUUGUACCUACUAUUUAUUGUAUUAAUUGUACUUAAGGAUAAGUUAAAUGUAUGUACAUUACCUUAAUUUGUUGCCAAUACAUAACUUAUUACAUUCCUUUUUAUUGUACGUAUGUAAAUAAGUAUCUCUAUGCUCAAAGAAAUCCAUUGCAAAUUGCUAUGAAAAACAGGGUAUACAUGAUAUGCUCCUGAAAAAUUAACACACACCAUCUAAUGUUAAAACCGAUCUACUAUUCAAACUUAACAGUUGACAAUUGUAAAUUUGAUCAGACAAUUAAAGAUCAUUAUAAUAAUUAUGAUUCUAACUUCAAUACAAGCAUGUCAUUCACCCCUAAACUAGUAACUUUUGUUAUUUCUGGUCCAUAACAUUUUUUACCAAAA
This is a messenger RNA of Plutella xylostella (diamondback moth), 2538 nucleotides long. It is a transcript of the gene mid, whose product is annotated as midline. Gene Ontology annotation, cellular component: nucleus; chromatin. Gene Ontology annotation, biological process: heart development; positive regulation of DNA-templated transcription; regulation of transcription by RNA polymerase II. Lineage: Eukaryota; Metazoa; Arthropoda; Insecta; Lepidoptera; Plutellidae. Gene Ontology annotation, molecular function: DNA-binding transcription factor activity, RNA polymerase II-specific; RNA polymerase II cis-regulatory region sequence-specific DNA binding. The record is from RefSeq and is a predicted model, not a curated record.